AUGAAACGAAAUCACAGUGGAACUCCUGUAAUGAUGAUUCAUCGGUGGAACCGGCCAGCUCUGUCAUGCAAGCCUUGCCGGGAGAAAAAGCGUCGGUGCGAUCGCAACCAGCCCUGCUCCAGUUGCACGCAGAGACAUAUCCGGUGCGAAUAUGCCUCGCAAAGUGAUCAUAACCAGCUAUCUGGGGGGAACUCACGGGCAGUGCCUGCUUCUCUAAACCCAGAAGAGGUGCUGUAUCGCCUCCAAAAGCUAGAGGAAGCGGUCUUCCAUAAUCCUAGUGGGGCAACCCAUCAACCGAGGGCAUCCCCAGCAAACAAUGAGGAACAUAUCUCCCCUACUGGCUUUACUUCAGUUAAUUCUCACGUUCGAAACUCUCACAAUGAAAUUUACCAUACAAGAAGUAUAGCCAGGCAUCUCCCGGAGAUAGACGAAGCUAGAGAGUUGUUCAAACAUUUCGUAGUCACUAUUGGGCCUACGUUUGGGGUCCUCCAUUUACCUUCUACGAAAGAGCUAAUGGAACAGGCUUAUAAGACCAUGCUUGAGGGUCAGGGGCUAGACGCUGCUAGGUUGCUGUUGCUUCUCAGUGUAUUUGCUGGCUCAAUGCUUGCCUGGACACCUCAGCUUUUGAAUAAGCUGAACGCCACGCCAACAGAAGCACAGGCAGCUUUCAAGGUAUACACACGCCUCGCAAUAUCAAUCUUAGAUUAUUCUCAGCCCGUGGAGCCCUCCACUACUGCACUCGCCGCUAUGGCUACUUUGUCACAUAUGGUUGGCAAUUCUGAUGGCUAUCCUUACAAACUUCCGUUAAUUCGCUUCCGUUGCUUCGCCAUGGCUCGCGCAAUGCACAUCCAUCGUUUAGAUACCCCGAAAAGUUGCGAACAAAGAAAGCUAAAAGGAUAUGACCCAAUUGAGCUCGAAGUCCAAAGACGGAUCUGGUGGAACAUGGUGGCGAGCGACUGGCUAAACUCAUUUUCUGGUGGUCCCCAGGAAGGAGCAUACUUGAUCCAGCCAAAGCACAUGAUGGUCAAUUAUCCCACCGAUGUUGACGAUGAGUUUAUUACACCAACGGGGAUACUGCAGGACCGCCCCUUAUCUCAACCCUCCGCGUUGUCCGCCUUUAUCUACCGUGUGAAGCUAGCUACUCUUUGCCGCGAAGUCGUCGAUACGAUGCCGUCAAUUUGGCUGGAGGCACAAGAGCCGGAUUACGAAACAAUCUUAGAGUUAGACAGGAGGUUUCAGAACUUCCUAAGUGAACUUCCAACCUUCUUUCAACUAGACCCCGACAGCAUUGAACAAAGCCAAAAAAUAUGUGAAGAGCGUCCCCAUAUCCCUGUUCAGCGAAUCAGUCUGCAUUUUAGUCUCCAUACGCGCCUCUGUCGGCUUCACCGACCUUACCACCUCGAAGGUGUGGCAAACCCAAGAUACGCCUAUUCCCAUCGCGCAUGUAUACAGUCUGCGCAGAAAGUGCUAGAGCUGCGACGCUUGAUGGACGAUGCGGGUGCACGGAUUGGAUUGAAACCAGGACGCUUCUGGACGGCAAACCAGCAUUGUUUCCUCGCUGCCCUUAUUCUAGCUACCGACGUUUCAUUUAACCCUGACGCACCAGAUGCGGAGGCUAGGAAGGCUAAAGUGCUUAGUGCUUACGAAACACUCGAGAAGUCGAAGGAAGAGUCAAGUAUUCUGGUAGAGACAAUCCAGAAAAAUAUGCAGACUCUUAUCCAGCAGAACCCCUCAGAACGACGAGUACUCGCGGGGCCUUCAUGGUACAUCUAUAUCCAGUCAUACAGCAGAUACAUUGGCAAUACGGCUCCUCACACGAACGUUCCACCUGAGGAAGGGGUCCGGGAGGAAGAAUGGGACCAGCUAUGGUCAGACUUUCUAGCGGUCGCGCCCGGUCUCGACAUCCCGCAGUGGAACUCCUUGUUGGAUGAUAUGGACUUCAACUUCGGCGAAAGCACAUAA
Molecule: messenger RNA, 1962 nt
Organism: Aspergillus caelatus
Lineage: Eukaryota; Fungi; Ascomycota; Eurotiomycetes; Eurotiales; Aspergillaceae
Product: Zn(II)2Cys6 transcription factor
Exons: 7
Coding region: 1-1962 (653 amino acids)
Biological process (GO): DNA-templated transcription; regulation of DNA-templated transcription
Molecular function (GO): zinc ion binding; DNA-binding transcription factor activity, RNA polymerase II-specific; DNA binding
Source: RefSeq, a predicted model, not a curated record